This is a messenger RNA of Histoplasma capsulatum G186AR, 258 nucleotides long. RefSeq lists its product as uncharacterized. NCBI's taxonomy places the organism in Eukaryota, Fungi, Ascomycota, Eurotiomycetes, Onygenales, Ajellomycetaceae. The coding region runs from base 1 to 258 and encodes 85 amino acids. The transcript has 2 exons. The record is from RefSeq and is a predicted model, not a curated record.
AUGGCGCCGUUCCUGGAUUUUUGCUACUACCGUCGUUUUAGUAGUCCGCACGGGAAAAAAAUCAAGACUGUCGUCGAGUUAGCUGAGGACGAGAGACCAUCCGAUGGGGUUAGUCAUGCAUCGCCAACCAACUUCAGCCAGACGAUAAAAACAUGCUCUGGAAGAGAACAGGAAAGGACGGCGAUAUCCGCAGUACGACGGCCGUGGAUGCUAGCCUAUGGAUUUGUCACUGUGGUGCCGAUGACACCUUCGAAUUAG